CUGGGUUGCAAGUCGGGGGGGAGGAGAGCUGCGGCUUCGGCCUGCGCAGCGCAGUGGGGAGGCGACCGCCCGGCGAUGGGGAGGCGGGCGCAGUCGACCCAAGGGUGGAGAAGGGGGAAGGCGAAGGACGCGCGUUCCCGGGCUCGUGACCGCUGGCGGCCCGGGGAACCCGCGCCCAGACAGGCGGAGAUGGCAGGCGGAGGGGACCGGCGUGUCGUGGGCACCCUCCACCUGCUGCUGCUGGUGGCCGCCCUGCCCCUGGCGGCCCGGGGUGUCAGUCGGGGGUCCGCAGCCUGGACCGAGGAGAAGAAUGAUCACCAGCCGGCCGUUUUGAAUUCAUCAUCUCUUCGCAAAGUGGCAGAAGGCACCAGUGUUUCUGAAAUGUGGCAAAAUGACUUACGACCUUUGCUGAUAGAGCGAUAUCCAGGAUCCCCUGGAAGCUAUGCUGCUCGCCAGCACAUCAUGCAGAGAAUUCAGAGACUUCAAGCUGACUGGGUCUUGGAAGUGGACACCUUCUUAAGUCAGACACCCUAUGGGUACCGGUCUUUCUCAAAUAUCAUCAGCACCCUCAAUCCCACAGCUAAACGACACUUGGUCCUUGCCUGCCACUACGACUCCAAGUAUUUUCCCCACUGGGACAGCAGGGUGUUUGUGGGAGCCACUGACUCAGCUGUGCCAUGUGCAAUGAUGUUGGAACUUGCCCGAGCCUUAGACAAGCAACUCCUCUCCCUGAAGAACACUUCAGACUCCAAGCUAGAUGUCUCACUCCAGAUGAUUUUCUUCGAUGGGGAAGAGGCUUUUCAUCACUGGUCUCCUCAUGAUUCUCUAUAUGGGUCUCGACACUUAGCUUCAAAGAUGGCAUCGACCCCACACCCACCUGGAGCAAGAGAUACCAACCAACUGCACGGCAUGGAUUUAUUGGUCUUACUGGAUUUAAUUGGAGCUCCAAACCCAACAUUUCCCAAUUUUUUCCCAAACUCUGCCAGAUGGUUUAGUAGGCUUCAAGCAAUUGAACAUGAACUCCAUGAAUUAGGUUUGCUCAAGGAUCACUCUUGGGAGAGGCAGUAUUUCCAGAAUUCUGGUUAUGGAGGUGUGAUUCAGGAUGACCACAUUCCAUUUUUAAGAAAAGGUGUCCCAAUUUUGCAUCUGAUAACAUUUCCUUUCCCUGAAGUCUGGCACACCAUGGAUGACAAUGAAGAAAAUUUGGAUGUGACAACCAUUGACAACCUAAACAAAAUCAUACAAGUCUUUGUGUUAGAAUAUCUUCAUUUGUAAUAUUCUGAUUUAGAUUAUGAUAAUUGCAUCUAGUAUCACAUUCAAAAAUCAUGGCACAGUUUAAAAUAAACUGGCUCUAGGCAAAUGCUGUGUGGAAACUUCUAUAGAUUCAUUCUUUUGGUAUCUUUGGAUAUGUGAUCAAUAAAUCAUAGAUUUACAUCAUGUCCUAAAUUGCUUAUUAAUUUUCGUUUAGGGAUGAAGAUUGGGAAAUGUAAGGAAAACAGAAAAAUAAAUGUCUUUUAAAAACUGCUUUAGAUAAGAAACUAAGAUGUUAAAUCAGAUUCAUAUAUUCAGUAUCAUGGUCUUCUAAAUACUACUUAAUUAUGAUGGUGAUGUGCAAUGUGUAGCCUUACUUUUAUUUUUUAUACUUAGGAAUCUAUUGCAUUUAUCAAAACAGAGAUGUGGUUUGAAAUCUUUCAAAUAUCUUCGAGAAAUCUUUGUACCUUCUUUCUAUGGAAAUUAAAUCCAAAAUAAGUGU
This is a messenger RNA of Manis pentadactyla (Chinese pangolin), 1753 nucleotides long. It is a transcript of the gene QPCT, whose product is annotated as glutaminyl-peptide cyclotransferase. NCBI's taxonomy places the organism in Eukaryota, Metazoa, Chordata, Mammalia, Pholidota, Manidae. The coding region runs from base 76 to 1275 and encodes 399 amino acids. Gene Ontology annotation, molecular function: zinc ion binding; glutaminyl-peptide cyclotransferase activity. The transcript has 7 exons. The record is from RefSeq and is a predicted model, not a curated record.